GUUGAUUUUCUAAAAUAAUUUUUUUUUUAAAUUGUUAUUUUUAAUAAAUAUGACAACUAAAAUGGACCAAGAAAGUAUCAAAUCAUAAUGAUAAGUUUUGACGUUUUAUCGAGUUAUUGUAAUAUUCGAGAGAGAAGAUAAUAUUUAGAGAAAUCAAAAAGUUUGAAGAAGUUGUUUGGUUUUCCAAUGAGACUACUUGUUAGUAUUUAAGUAACUCGUUAAUUAAUCAGAUUAACUAACUCAUCAUUUUGAUCAAAUGGCAAAUGAAUCGGCCUUUGCUAUGUCUUGCGAUGAUUUUUACUUCUCACUACUUUUUGACGAAACCCAAAAUGAAAUCGGCGAAUCGUCUCUAAGUUUCUGCGAGAUUUGUGCAGAGAGAAAAGAAAUUGAUGAAAUGUUCACAAUUGAAUCUUGCAGCCAUGUUUUUUGUGCUGAUUGUAUUAACAAGCACGUCUCAAUAAAAAUCCAGGACAAAAUUCACGUUGUGACAUGUCCUGGUGUAGCUUGCAGGGGAAUUCUCGAUUUUGAGACGUGCGUUUCAAUCAUACCUAAAGAUGUACGUGAUAGUUGGGACGAAUUGUUGUGUGAAUCGCUAAUUCUCGCCUCGCAGAGAUUUUACUGUCCAUAUAAAGAUUGUUCAGCCAUGCUAGUGAACGAUUCGGAUGAAAUAGUUAGGGAAUCGGAGUGUCCUGUUUGUCGGAGAUUGUUCUGCGCGCAAUGUUAUGUGCCGUGGCAUUAUGAUUUUCAAUGUGAAGAGUUCGGGAGAAUGAAUGUGGAGGAAAGAGACGGAGAUGAUUUAAUGGUGAUGGAAUUAGCAAAGGCGAAACAGUGGACUAGAUGUCCUUAUUGCAGAUUUUUCGUCGAGAAAACAGAGGGAUGUUUGCAUAUGACUUGCAGAUGUGGAUCACAGUUUUGUUAUAAAUGUGGAAUAACUUGGAGAAAUAAUCAUGCUUGUUAAUGCAAUACUUUUUUUCAAGUACUUACUUAUAUUUUGGAUGAGGAGAAAUGUUGGAUUCAACAUAACUAGAGGAGAAAUAUUUGAUAUGAUGUUUACAUGGUAGUUUUUUAUUAAAUAGGAAAAAAUUGUAUCGUCUGUUUUAUAACGUUCUUAUGUCUAGUUUAUCUAUGUGCUAUAUAUUUCAUUAAUCACAGAGAGUCCAUCCAUCUCAUUAUUCACUGAUAAUGAAGUUUUUGCAACCUCAAUUUGGUGCGUGGAUGGUUUGAUUUUGGGGGCCCAACAU
Messenger RNA from Solanum lycopersicum (tomato), 1241 nucleotides. Its product is annotated as E3 ubiquitin-protein ligase RSL1-like. Gene Ontology annotation, molecular function: ubiquitin conjugating enzyme binding; zinc ion binding; ubiquitin protein ligase activity. The record is from RefSeq and is a predicted model, not a curated record. Gene Ontology annotation, biological process: protein polyubiquitination; positive regulation of proteasomal ubiquitin-dependent protein catabolic process; ubiquitin-dependent protein catabolic process. Gene Ontology annotation, cellular component: ubiquitin ligase complex; cytoplasm. NCBI's taxonomy places the organism in Eukaryota, Viridiplantae, Streptophyta, Magnoliopsida, Solanales, Solanaceae.